Molecule: messenger RNA, 588 nt
Organism: Fibroporia radiculosa
Lineage: Eukaryota; Fungi; Basidiomycota; Agaricomycetes; Polyporales; Fibroporiaceae
Exons: 3
Coding region: 1-588 (195 amino acids)
Source: RefSeq, a predicted model, not a curated record
AUGCAUGCAAUCACGCCAAAAAUACUCUUUGCUACUGCCCUCCUUGCAUGUUAUGUUGCUGCUAGCAGCCCCGGUUCCGACUCGGAUUACACCAUUUCAGGAUUCGACGUCAAGACCCUGGGCGUCGGAGCCAAUGGUGCCACAACAUAUGUUAUUUCUCCGGAUGCGAGCGGCGUAACGUUGCAAGACGGUGGUGUCGAUGGACCUGCUACUAUCGUUAACGGCGCCUCUACUUUUGGGUUGACAUACAUUGACCCCACCAGUAGCCGCGCCUUUUUCCAGAACUGCGGCAUUAGCGAUGGAGUUGCUGUCUGUACCGACGUUGCGGAGCUGAGGGGAGCGACGUCCUUUACUACUACUACCGUUGUUACCGAGACGUUAUCGACCUACCCGGUCCAAGCUACUACCUCCGCUAGCGUGUCAACUACUUCCACCGGUGUCACGUCCACCAGGUCCAUCACCGUUUCGGCUUCUGGUUCUACUACAACCAACACGACCCAGAAUAAGACCAGCGAUGGAGUGAAAGCCAUGUUCACUCCUUCCUAUCUGUUGUUGGGUUCUGUGGUUGCCAUUCUCAUGGUUUUGUGA